Messenger RNA from Anolis carolinensis (green anole), 5799 nucleotides. RefSeq names its product crooked neck pre-mRNA splicing factor 1 (gene crnkl1). Gene Ontology annotation, cellular component: post-mRNA release spliceosomal complex; precatalytic spliceosome; U2-type catalytic step 2 spliceosome. Gene Ontology annotation, biological process: spliceosomal complex assembly; mRNA splicing, via spliceosome. The transcript has 14 exons. Bases 78 to 2135 code for a protein of 685 amino acids. The record is from RefSeq and is a predicted model, not a curated record. Lineage: Eukaryota; Metazoa; Chordata; Lepidosauria; Squamata; Anolidae. Gene Ontology annotation, molecular function: protein binding.
GCCGCGCGGAAUGAUGGGAGGCGUAAACGGAGGCGGAAGUGGAGCUUGGUGGGGAUUUCGUCGAAAGAGCUGCGAAAAUGGCGUCUACGGCGGCUGGAAAACAGCGGAUCCCCAAAGUAGCCAAGGUAAAGAACAAAGCCCCAGCAGAAGUACAGAUCACAGCAGAGCAGCUCUUAAGAGAAGCAAAGGAGAGAGAGCUUGAGCUUCUUCCCCCACCCCCGCAGCAGAAGAUCACAGAUGAAGAAGAACUAAAUGAUUAUAAGCUUCGCAAAAGAAAAACUUUUGAAGAUAACAUAAGAAAAAAUCGUACAGUUAUCAGCAACUGGAUCAAGUACGCACAAUGGGAGGAAAGUCUCAAAGAAAUACAAAGGGCUCGUUCCAUCUACGAGCGUGCUCUAGAUGUGGAUUACCGAAAUGUCACCCUUUGGCUAAAGUAUGCGGAAAUGGAAAUGAAAAACCGCCAAGUCAAUCACUCUCGAAAUAUUUGGGACCGUGCCAUCACAACUUUACCAAGAGUCAAUCAGUUCUGGUACAAAUAUACCUACAUGGAAGAGAUGUUGGGAAACAUUGCUGGGACCCGCCAGGUGUUUGAGCGCUGGAUGGAGUGGCAGCCAGAGGAACAAGCCUGGCAUUCCUUCAUUAACUUUGAGCUGAGAUACAAGGAGGUGGACAGAGCACGGGCUAUUUAUGAAAGAUUUGUCAUUGUGCAUCCUGAUGUUAAGAACUGGAUCAAGUAUGCCCGUUUUGAAGAAAAACAUAGUUAUUUUGCCCAUGCAAGGAAGGUUUUUGAGAGAGCCGUGGAAUUCUUUGGAGAAGAACAUAUGAAUGAACAUCUGUAUGUGGCCUUUGCCAAAUUUGAAGAGAACCAGAAAGAGUUUGAACGUGUGAGAGUAAUCUACAAGUAUGCCCUGGACAGGAUCCCAAAGCAUGAGGCUCAGGAACUCUUCAAAAAUUACACCAUUUUUGAGAAAAAGUUUGGAGACCGGAGAGGAAUUGAGGAUAUUAUUGUUAGCAAAAGGAGAUUCCAAUAUGAAGAAGAAGUGAAGGCUAAUCCACACAAUUAUGAUGCCUGGUUUGAUUACCUGCGGCUUGUGGAAAGUGAUGCAGAUCCUGAUGCUGUACGUGAAGUUUAUGAAAGAGCCAUUGCCAAUGUGCCGCCAAUCCAAGAAAAGAGGCACUGGAAGAGAUACAUCUAUCUGUGGAUUAAUUAUGCACUCUAUGAAGAGCUAGAGGCAAAGGAUCCAGAGCGAACAAGACAAGUAUAUCAAGCAUGCAUUGAACUCAUCCCUCACAAAAAGUUUACCUUUGCCAAAAUAUGGUUGCUAUAUGCUCAAUUUGAAAUCAGACAGAAAAGUCUACAGCUUGCAAGACGAGCACUGGGAACAUCCAUUGGUAAAUGUCCAAAGAAUAAGUUGUUUAAAGGUUACAUUGAACUGGAGCUGCAACUGCGGGAAUUUGAUCGUUGCCGAAAACUAUACGAGAAGUUUCUUGAGUUUGCACCCGAAAACUGCACUUCAUGGAUCAAAUUUGCCGAGUUAGAAACCAUUCUUGGUGAUAUUGAUAGGGCCAGAGCUAUCUAUGAAUUGGCGAUUGGCCAGCCACGUUUAGAUAUGCCAGAGGUUCUUUGGAAAUCCUACAUUGAUUUUGAAAUUGAGCAAGAAGAAUACGAGAACACAAGGAACCUUUAUCGGCGAUUGCUCCAGCGAACACAGCAUGUCAAGGUGUGGAUCAGUUUUGCUCAGUUUGAACUCUCGUCAGGAAAUGAUGACAGUGUAACGCGAUGCAGGCAAGUCUAUGAAGAGGCUAAUAAAACAAUGAGAAAUUGCGAGGAGAAAGAGGAGAGGCUUAUGCUUCUGGAAUCCUGGAGAAACUUUGAAGAGGAGUUUGGAACAGAAGCCAGCAAAGAGAGAGUGGACAAACUGAUGCCAGAGAAGGUUAAGAAGAGGAGAAAGCUCCAAGCUGAAGAUGGGUCUGAUGCUGGCUGGGAGGAAUACUAUGAUUACAUCUUUCCCGAAGAUGCUGCCAAUCAGCCGAACCUCAAACUGCUUGCAAUGGCUAAAUUGUGGAAGAAGCAGCAACAAGAUGACAAUCCAGAACAAGAUCCAGACAAAGACAUUGAUGAGAGCAGCCCCUAAUGUUACCUUGGAAUUCCUGUUUGUUUUUUAUAGAACUUUUUUUGCAAUUGAUAUAAUAAAUAUUUCCCAAAAAAAAGGGUAAUGUUUGGAAUGUGGGAGGAAUGAUAACAGUACUAAUGUUAUUCUACCAUGAUAUAAUAAUUGAUAGGAAACAUAGCAUGCCUUUUGCUUUAAAGGGAUUAUGAAGCCAUGAGGAAAAACUUACUUGCAGUUGCUAUAGUUUUUUGGCAGUUUGAGUUUGCUUCUAUUCCUGGUUAGUAAAAGAAAAACCCACCUCCUCACACAUUAGUGUUAUGGAAAGACAAAGUAGGAAAAUGUUUGUUAAUUAAGAGCAUUUCUCUCUAGAAAAAUGCUUUCCUGUGCCAGUCCCCCAAAUUGUCAGGAUUACAAGUUUCACAUUCAUGCAUUUGUCAUAAGGUGAUGAUGGGAAGCAUACCCUGCAGUAGUUUCAGUUCUAAAUUUCCACUGGCAGAAUUGUUUCCUAUGACUUGCCCCUUUAGUACUACAAGGAGAGUAGGAAUAGGGGAUUCAUUGCAGAGCUGAAGCAAGAUAGGCCAAAGAAAUUUGUUCACAUGCUGCUUACAUACUUCACCAUCCUGCUCUUUUCUUUAAAAUAUUUUUACAGUACAUUAAUUUAACAUGUGAUGGAUACUGUAGAGGAUUUUAUUAAGAGAAGUAGGGUUCUUCUACACCAAGAAAGAGCCUGGCCAGCUUUAUAAAACCCCUUUUUACCAGCCAGCAUCUCUUUACAUGCUGGAUAGUGAGCAGGUCCAAAUCAGUCUGUUAAAAACAAGCCAGCUGAGAAAAGAUGACACCCAUGAACUGAACCGUAUUCCCCACAAUACAAUGUGUGAGUCCACAUAGGACUGCUAUUUAUAAAAACAAUAUGGGUAUAGACUUCAUCUCUAGAGAAGUGCAGGAAACAAUAGAUCAUGUGGUAGUAAAGAUCCUGACAAUUUUGGCUUUCAUUAAAAAGAGAGCAGGCAGCAAAAUCCCCGUAAACAAAGCUUUCCAAUAACCAUCCUGUGAUUUGCCAUAAAACAGAAAUGAAAUUGCACAAAAUUUAUUAAUCAUUCCAAUUUUCUUGGUACCGGUUGCCAUUUGAUUGAAUACAAAAUUUCCCUGAAAAGAAACAUGGAUCAUGUUCCCACAGGUCUAAAUCCAGUUACUAGUCCUCAUUACAAUUCCUUUUAAAAUAAGAGUUAAGGUACAUUGGGCCACUGGUAAUUUAACUGAAAAUUUGGGAGUGGAUUGUUUGACAAAAAUGUCAAGACAUAUACAUGAGUAUAUAGAGAAUAUAAAACUCAUGGCUGAGAUUUAUAUACGUGUCAGCUUUUUGUUCAUAGGGCCAUGCAUUCCUUGACAGCCUAUCCAUCUAUAGCAUGGUUCUCAUCUUUUCCUAUUGCCCUCCACCAAAUAUUACUGUUUUUUUCUAGAGAUAUGUGUCUUCUCAUGAUAUAUCCAAAAUAGGAUAGUACAGUCACUUUGGCUUCAAAGGAGAGUUCAGGCUAGAUUUGAGAACCCAGUGAGUGGUCUUUUUCAACAGUCCAUGUUGUCUACAGAAAUCUCCUCCAAUACAUUUCAAAUGGAUAUAUUUGACUUGCCAUUCCACAACUUUCAGUAGGUUUACACUAGCUGAAAUUAUUAGCAAGUCUAUUUAGGUCAUUGUAACUAGUCCAGCAAGAUCAUUCUAGCAUGGUAAGUGACUAACAGUCCUUCCACACAGCUGUAGAAAAUCGACAUUGAACUGGCAGUGUGGACUCAGAUACUCCAGUUCAAAGCAGAUAUUGUGGGUUAUCUGCCUUGAUAUUCUGGGUUAUAUGGCUAUGUGGAAGGGCUUUAAGCAAGCUGAUUGUAGGAGAGCUCAUCUGCAAUACCAACCUUCACAAUGACCAAAAUAGGCACAUGCAGGUGUAAGAUCAAGCCACUAACAAAAUGCCAACCAUAGAAAUAAUUGUUUUAUUUGAUUUGUAUCUUGAUUUUCUCCUAUACUGGACCCUAAGCAAUAACUACAACAGGCUCACUUAUUACCUGAGGGAUCAAUUCCAGGACACUACUUUUGUGUAUAAUCUAGAACCCUAUUUUCUUACUUGAAAUUAUUGAUAUAUUUGCCUUCUGGCUAAGACGUACCACAGAAUCACGCAAGAGUACCUACUGGUAGAAUGUGACCAUAAGACAUGUACUGGACACUGCAGAGAAUACGUGUCUAGCCAUCACUAGGUAUUCCUGGGUGAGUCUAUGAUAUUCAAAAGUCUUCCUGUAUAAAUACAACUGCAUUCAAGGAGCUUGUGCAAUAAGCGGAUCUACUAUAUUUUCAUUUCCUUUAUUGAUUUGAUUUUGUGUUAAGGCUCCAAUUUUAACAAAGCAAUAAGACAUCAUUGAAGUGCUUACUCAAAGUUAAAAAACUCAAAACCAUUGCCAUUUAUAGAAAUAGUUCAAAAUACCCAAGGAAUUAUUUGUGGCUUAAAAAUUAAACCGUAAGUGACAAAUAUUCCAAUUUCAAUUCCAAGUCUGUUCCUGUUUCAGAAGCAUUAGAAGAUUUAAAUUGUCCUUCGCACAUGUUCCUUGUUGCUCCAUGGCUUCCAAAUUACAUUCAGGAUAAAUGCUGCCAAUGACAAUUGAAAGUAUUGCCAGCAGUCUACAGAUUUCUUUUUCAUUAUGCUGCAUACAGAAUCUGAAGUAAAGCUCAUUCAAUAUCUUCCGGUCUGACAGGAUGUGGUAGUGGCACAAUUGAUUUUUUCUCUGUAUCUCUGGACAAGGCUUUCCUCAUAUCUGUAAAAAUCAAAAACACAAAAUAUUUUAAUUGAAUGCACAGUACAGAUUCCUCAGAAGAUUACAUUACAAACAGCAUUACUUAUUUGCAUUUGCAAAUAAGUAAUCAAAGCAUCAGGUGCCUUAAUUGCUAACCAUGUAUUAAUGCAACUGAUACAUUUGAUAUGAAUCAUACUGGCUUCCAUUUGGUACAGAUUUCACUGUUACCAGCUAUCAUUCUCCUUAAGUACUCAAAAUCUGUAUUUUACCCUAUGGUAUUAAAAUUACCUUAUGCCAGUAACUGAAAAUGCCAAGUAAUUACUAUUUGUGUAUUUAUCUUUGGGUUACUGUUCCCUUAAAUAGGCUAAUCAGUGAACAGGUUAAGGGUCUGCACAUACGUUUAUAGUUACUAGUCACCCAGCACCAUCUUAGACAGCCAUGGAACAUCAACAACGAGGAGCUUGGAGGAAAGGGCAGUGUUUGUUUGCUGCAGGCUGCCUUUGACCUCAGCUCCUGGUGACUGGCUCCUUGCAGACUCUGGCCCUGACUGCCUGGCUGAAGAAAGGCCCAGCAGAAACACCUGCUGCCUCCUAUGGCUGGGGCAUAAAAGGAGGAUGCUGGCAAGGGCCCAGUGCAUCCAAGAGAGUCAAAGAAGACAUUAAGACCAUGAAGGGGGAGGGGGAAGGUGUACCCAGAUGCUGUUUUUAUAUUUUUAUGUUUUAAUAUCUUAAUGUUAAUGGUUUUAAAUUAUAUUUAUAUUUUAUUUGUUUCUAUUGAUUUUUUGUUAUGUUUUAUUUGCAUUGUAUAAUGUGGCAUUGCAUUUUUGUCUAAAUAUAUGUUGUACGCCGCUCUGAGUCCCCUGCGGGGUGAGAAGAGCGGGAUAGAAGUGAAGUAAAUAAAUAAAUAAAUAAUA